Messenger RNA from Drosophila mauritiana, 1111 nucleotides. RefSeq names its product probable serine hydrolase. Lineage: Eukaryota; Metazoa; Arthropoda; Insecta; Diptera; Drosophilidae. The transcript is spliced from 2 exons. The record is from RefSeq and is a predicted model, not a curated record. The coding region runs from base 63 to 1100 and encodes 345 amino acids.
CUUCAUUUCUGGAUUUCGUACCAAUUUACAGACGGGCAAAGGUCAGCAGACCACCAAUCAAUAUGGGAACUAUGUCUCUAAGCGAUUUCAAGGAGGUUAAAAUACCGGCACCUUGGGGUCACAUCUCCGGACGUUGGUAUGGUAAUCGAACGGAGCGACCGAUCUUGGCGAUUCACGGAUGGCUGGACAAUCUGGGAACCUUCGAUCGCUUGAUUCCCCUGCUUCCCGACUACAUAGGAGUGCUGUGCAUCGACCUACCCGGACAUGGAAGAUCCGCUCGCAUUCAGCCUGGAAUGCACUACGCCGUCAACGAUUACGUGUUAAUCAUUCCUCGAGUGAUGCAGGAGUACGGCUGGUCGAAGGUCUCAUUGAUGGGCCACUCAUUGGGUGGCAUCAUAAGCUUCAUUUACACAUCGUUGGCACCACAUACAGUGGACAUGGUCAUCUCACUGGACAUAUUGCUGCCCUGGACACCGAGCCCCAAAACGUUUAUUAAAACUUUGGCCCACAGCUUGGAAAAGCACCUGGUGGAAGAGGAUCGUCAGGAGGAGGGUAACCUGCACGAGCCUCCCUCCUACACCCUCGCACAGCUGAACAAGGUCCUCGCCAAAGGAAGUUACAACUCGGUGACCCCAGAGUUUGCCCAACACUUGCUUCACCGGCAGGUGUCGAAGUCGCAACUCUAUCCAGACAGAUUCUUCUUCUCCAGAGAUGGACGAGUUAAAUACUACAGCCUAACGCAAAUGGAACCUGGAUUUUCUGAGGCGUUGGCGAAGCGCAUUCGGAGAAAACCCUACUUGAUCAUUAAAGGGUCAAGAUCUGAUUUUGUGGGAGUUAGAACCGAGAAGGCGGUCGCCAUCUUACGCCACAACAAUCCGCACUUCGAGUUUUACGAGGUGGAGGGAGGUACCCAUCACGUUCAUCUUCAUGCCGCCGAGGAGUGUGCCCGCUACAUAGUGCCCUUCAUCCGACAUCACCGACCUCCGGCACUCACUUCUUGGUCCUUGAGUGGCAAGGAGCAGCACCUAAGUGCCGAGGAGAAGCGGCGACAGCAAGAAAGAUUCUUUAAAAGGAGCACACACGCAAAGAGCAAGCUGUGAUGUAUUUUAAA